Molecule: messenger RNA, 7291 nt
Organism: Gymnodraco acuticeps
Lineage: Eukaryota; Metazoa; Chordata; Actinopteri; Perciformes; Bathydraconidae
Exons: 2
Coding region: 958-4989 (1343 amino acids)
Biological process (GO): regulation of transcription by RNA polymerase II
Molecular function (GO): DNA-binding transcription factor activity, RNA polymerase II-specific; RNA polymerase II cis-regulatory region sequence-specific DNA binding
Source: RefSeq, a predicted model, not a curated record
UCACGAGCAUCAUGCUGGAUUGGACCCAUAUUUUGCUAACUGAAGGGCAGAGGUGGAUGUGAGCAGGCAGCAGCAGAGUGGUCUCGGCCGGACAGAGCAACCUGUGCCUGGCUCUACCCGGAACCAUUAUGCAGACAGGAAACUACCAUUUUAAAGCUAGCAGCAUUGGAGGAGCCGUCGUCCAUAGGGGGGGACACCUAAAUCUGACACGGGGCGGAAAACAGCCAACCGAGGAGAAAAGACGGGAAAAUACGACGCAAACAAAACAAAGGCGCCGUUUGGGAGAGGACGAGCAGUAAACCGGGGGAGCUGUAGGACUGAGGCGGCGAACAAUGGACAUAUCGGGCCAGGCCAGCGGAAAUAGUUUUUGUUAGCGAAUGAAAAGCAGCCCUCCCGGGCCGAUGGAGAGCCAGGCCUUUCACAGUGUUUUUCCAUGGAUGAAGAAAAAGGCCCCGCUGACUGGCAGUAGGGACACCGCUCUUACGGCGCACUCCUCGCUUGGUGUUUUCACAAUUUUACUCCCAUGUUUCUGAGGUGUUUUUGCACCUAGCCAUCGUAUGCUACAAGGUUGCCUCAAGAACUCCAUGAGGGGACAGAAGGCAACAACCAAUGGUUCUCCCUCUGCUGAAAUAGCACACUCCUUUCCAUGUAACUGCUGACCUGAUUUUCUAAAUAUUAUGGAACACUUUGAAGAAACACUACAGACUCUGUUUUUAGUAUGAUUUAGCUUAAUGCAUAUUUAUGACCCUUUUUUAUUAAAUCUCCCAGAAGCACUUGCAGGCUUCCCGCUUGAAUGAAAAACUAAUAGUGAUACAAAAAAAAUCGGCUUUCGUUGGAUUAUAGCGGUUUGUUGGAAGUUUGGGGUCAGGACUACCUCUGAAUAUCCCAACUUGUCCCAGCUGUUUCUAGCAUUAAAGGCUUAGUGCAAGCAGCACUUUGCACCUCACGGAUUGGAAGAUGUUCCAAUUCAGCAAGUACCCCAUGGACAUUUUAGAGAUGCUGAGCGGACACCAGGCCCACCAGUUUAAAGGCCUGGGAUUAGAGCGGCAGCUAAGCCACCAGCAGCAGGUCCAGCUGCAGCACCAGCAGCAGCUCCAGCAGCAGCACCAGCCCUCCGUUGACGGCUCAGGAAGCCUGCUCUCCGGCCUGGGCCUAGGACCCCUCCAGAGUUCUCGGAGUAAUGCCUUCGCAGACUCCUCCUCGUUAUUUGCCAAAAUGAGCGCCCCCCCCUCAUCAAUCUCUCAUCAGAGCCAGUCGUCUUCCUCUCACAGCUCCAGAAAGUCCAGUAAAAUGAGCAGUGGGAGCGGGAGCUCGGGAUACCCCCAGUUCCUGCGGCCAUUCCACCCGGCCGAGGCUGCGCUGGCUCAGGAGCAGCUCCACUCUGGGAUGGGACGCUUUGACUUUGGUAGCGGCAGCAGCGGUGGGAUUGUCACUCCCGCACCCCCGCCUCCACCGCUGCAUCCAGGCCUCUCUGUCCCCCAGCCCUCUGCUGGUCUCCCCACUUCCUCGCCCUCUUCCUCCACCUCCUCAGCCAACAACCCCUCCGGCAGCACUGCGGUCCCCUUAGUGGGCCAGUCCGACCCCCGCAGCCUCCACCAGCAGUUCAGCUGCAUGCUGGCUGCCAACCAGUACUUCCUUUCUGGCGUCCCCACCAACAGCAGCCUGGAGCAGUUCCUCGUGCAGCAAGGCACUCACAACCACUUGGGUUUGGGUCUCAGCCAAGGGCCCAUCGACUCCAACUCUGGCCUGGCUCCUCCCCCUUCCCUCCACUCCGCACACAGCCACGGCCACUCAGCUCCACAGCAGCAGCAACAGCAGCUGAGCUCUCACGCCUUAUCUCAUCCCCACAGCCACACUCACCACCCUCACCCUCUCCACCCGGCGCCCCAGCCUGCCCCUCUGGGUGGCUUUGAUUUCCAAGGCAUUCCAGUCCUCUCCUCUAACCAGAUAGCAUCGCUAAUGCAGCAAGAGGCUGGCCUUUCCCUCCCCCUGCCCCUGCACCUGUCCCUCUCUAAAGACGAUGCAAAGACAGGAGACAGCUCGUCUUCAUCUGCUUCAAGCGGAGGAAGCAGGAGAAAGAAAGCAAUGGCGGGCUACCUCCCCCAGAGGAAAUCAGAGACUAGCAUCCAGACAACUCACAGCAGCAGUGUCAGUAACUGCCACAGCAGCUCGAGUGGGCACAGUCAGAGCUCCUCAGCAGACCACGUGGGAGGAGAAUCUGGGGGUGUUGGGAUAAGUGACAUCGGAAGCGAGCCACAGCAUUCCUCUCACCACUCAUCAUCCUCACAGCGACAGCAGUCAUCCUCCAGCGUCUCCUCCUCAUCCUCGGCCCCUCCUUCUAAUUCCACCUCUGUGCUUGUAGCCAACGGUAACCAACAGUUGUCCAAAUCCCAGGACAGUAACAGUUCAUCCGGCCAGCCGGAGCCAGAACCCCUCUACCACUGUGGUGAAUGUGGUAAAACCUUCACCCACCUCUCCAGCCUGCGAAGGCAUCUCCGCAGCCACGGCUUGACACCAGAAAGCCAAAGCAGGAAGUCUGACUGUAACUCCCCAAGCCCAGAAAGGGUAUUCUGCUGUGGUCAGUGUGGAAAGAAAUUUAAAAAGAGGGGUCACCUCAUCCAACAUAGCGUCACCCACUCAGAAAACCGGCCUUUUGCCUGCAACAUCUGCCAAAAGUCUUUCAACCGGCGAGAGUCUCUUACGAGACACGAGAAGAUUCACGACGAUAAGCCUUUCCGCUGCCCGGCCUGCGGGCGCUGCUUCCGGGAGAGCACCUCUCUUCUCAACCACGCUGCUUCAGGGGCCUGUGGCAAACCUCCUCGGAGUUCAAAAAACCGCGCCAGCAGCGAAGGGAGCGUAUCAUCCAACCCGAGCAGCAGCAGUAAAAUCGGAAGCAGUGGAAACAGGGUGGGACUCCCAAACGAUGGGGCAGCAAUGGCCAAUGACAAGUAUGCAACAGAUUUUUCCAGAAACCGCUACCAGAAUCACUUGCCCUAUAGCGGGGUGGACGAUUACAGGCGAUCACAACCAGCGUCCCUGUACUCCCCAGAGAGUCUAGCCAGUGAAAUGAACAACCAAACUUUGCGUAAGGCCCCAUUAGCCCCAACUCUGCACCCCCACCCACAGCCACAGCAGCAGCAGCAGCACCACCACCACCAACAGCCACCGCAGCAGCAACAGCCGCAGCCACACCUCCCCCUCUCCUCCCUAUUGGAUGAUUCGGAGGAUGAAGUCACCAGCAGUGCGAUGUCGGCCAUCGCUGCUGCAGCUGCUGCUUCCUGUGAUUUAAACGCUGAAGGUCGGGACGGAGAGAGGAGGGAUAUCAUUGGAGGCCUCCUGGGGGGGUUGGGGUUUGGUAACCUCAGCGGACCGUCUUCUACGUCCAGCCUCAACGGUGCCACAUUGCCUUUGACCCACCCUAGCCAGCCCCACACAAAGCCCCGGAGGCCAAGAAAGCCCCGAGAGAAGAGAGACCCAAACAACAUCGUCAGGAGGAGAAGAAGCCCCGCCCCUCCAGGAGAUGGGUCAGAGCGGCCGUACAGCUGCCAGGUCUGUUGCAAACGCUUCAGGAGGGCGGAGACGCUGCGGCGCCACACCCGCGUUCACACGGGCGAGAAACCUCACGCCUGCGACGUGUGCGGCAAAAUGUUCCGCGAGCCUUUCCACCUCACCAAGCAUCUGACCGUGCACUCGGGUCAAAAGAACUACAAAUGCAAUCUGUGCGGGAAGAUGUUUGCCUAUGCACAGAGCCUGGUGAGACACGGGAAGCUGCACAGGAAAGGCGAGAUCGACAGCCAGGGGAGGCGGGUCAAAGGUGCUGCUGCCGCUGCUGCUGCUGCUGCUGCAGCCGCCGCCAUCAGUCAGGUCGGCCCCUCAGGAAACUCUGACUACUUCUCAUCCUGCUCCCAAGGAGAAAAGUCUCCCACAUCUGGCACCCCCUCUCAGAGGCUUUACACCUGUACAGUGUGCUGGAAAUCAUUCCGCCACUACUUCCACCUGACGGCACAUCAACAGACUGUUCACGGGGGAGGGGUCGGGCUGGAGAAGUCCUUUCGAUGUGAAGUGUGCGGUAAAGCCUUCGCCUACUCCAACAGCUUAGUGCGCCACAAGCUGUCUCAGCACGGCAUCGACCGCAACGGCCAACGGGUCAACCAGUCCCAACCCUCGGGAUACGCCCCGGUCUUCUACGACUCAGGGUCAGGUUCUAACUACGCCGGGUCUUCACACAUGCAACAAGGGGCUCCUGGGCAGCAGCAGCAGCAACAACAACAACACCCUUUUCACUACCGCUCGAAAAACAUCCAAAAGCGGCUUGGUCAAACAAAAAAACAAAAAACAAAAAAACCGCAAGUUCUGAUCCACAGCAUAAUGAGAGACGGAAAGCUGGUGGGUGUUCCUCUGAGUAACGACACCCGCAAGAAGCUGAUGCUUCUAAGGAAAAAGAGGGGCAGACUGCAGGAGGCGCUCAAGAAGAAAAAGAUCCUGGCGCAGCUGAGGGUAAAGGGCUGCGUGGUGAAGGCAAAGUCGUGGAGCGGAGGCGCCGUCACAGUCACCGGCCUCUCCUCCAUGGAAAUCCCCAUUAAGCGCUUCCCCUGCCCAAUCUGCCCCAGCGCCACCUACGCCCUGCCGGGUGCUCUGCUGGUCCAUCGCGCCGUCAGGCAUCCGCCGAGGACCUCAGGCCGCAGCGCCCGCCUGCGCUGCCAGGUUUGUGGCAGGCGCAGCAGCUCACUACACAAAGCCUUGAAACACCGGGGCAAGCAUCUGAAGCAAGCCGCGUUCCAAUGCUGCAAAUGUCGACACCACUUCUGGAACUCGCUGCUCCUGGCCCGCCACGACUUCUGCUGCCGGGGGCCGCCCAUCAGCAGGGGCUGGGAACUGAUGAAGAUGAAGUCCCCGCCUUCAGAAAGCAACCAUUCGCCGGCCCCGCUAGCGCUGCCGGUUCUGGUCCAGCCCGAGAGAUCAACAGUACUGACUGAGUACAGCCAGUAGACAAAAAAAAAAAAAAGACUGUUUUCUAGACUAGAUUGUUUUGAUGUUUUAUUUUUUUUAGAUAACCCAAGAAGCAAGCAAGAGCUAGCACGUUUUUUUAACAGAACAAGUGGGGAAGGUUUAGUGUAACUACCGUAAUACCCCCACAAUGCACCCUGAUAAAUCUGUAUACAAUCCUGACUCACUGCAGCAGAGGGGGUUGGAAAUGAGUGGACUUCAAAAGGCCCUAAAUCACCCUCAUCACCCUUCUGCAGGGUGGAGGAACUCUACACACAGUUUAGUAGCACCUGUUUGAAAAAACGCAUAAUCCAGUUUCAUCAUCAUGUUUUAUUUUAUUCCUCCUAUUAGCAGUGUUUGUGCAUAAUAUGGAUUGGAUGCGGAUUGUAGAAGUGAGGUACCUUUUUAGUACCUGUUUAUUUUUUCAAGUUGUUUUCACAUUAUUCACAGUUAAUCCGUAUAGUCUGGGUCUCUUGCUCUGUAUGUUUAUUUGUGUGUGUCCCCCCCCCCUAGUGGAGAGUCUCCCACUUUUUAUACUGAGAUCUGCCCUUUAAGCUAAAUUAAUCUUUUAAGAAAGAAAAGUAAAGGGUCUAAUCUGUCACGAAAAGGCAGUUUGAUGUGCUAAAGGGUGUCAAACUCAAUUUCAUCGCGGGCCACAUUAGCAUUAUGGUUGCACUCAAAGGGCCGGUUGUAACUUUAAGACGAUAUAAAUAUAUAAAAUAAUGUAUUAUAUGACAUUAAUGCCUCUGCAUUUGAUUAUUAUCGGAUAGGGUAAUAACUUCAUAAUUAACUACGUCUGAAGGCGAAAGUCCAGGGCAAAUAAUUGCAAGUCUCUUCAGUGCGCAUGUCACAAAAUGAGAUGCAUUGUGGGACAUGUUGUUUAUUGGCAAUGUGCUUCUGUAAAGUGGCAAGUAACCGUAUAAUAAACAUAUUAUAUUCUUUGAAAGCUCUUGCGUAAAAUGAAGUCGCGGGCCGGAUUUGGCCCCCGGGCCUUGAGUUUGACACCCCUGUGCUAAAGUGACUGAAAAAGGAAAAGUAUUGGUGACCUUGUUUUUAAUGUACACUACUUUUGUCAUGUUUGUAAAGAGGCGUGGACAGAAAACCAACUUUUCAUGUGUUCAGGAUUCGAAAAAGGACAACAGAAAUAACCGGAGUGUACUGAACAAUUCGUAUUAUAUUUUAUUAUAUAUUGAUUAUUUGCUGUUUUUUACUCCAAGUAUCAUUUCUGUUAUCAUUGUUGGUAUUGUAUGGGUGGGAGGGAACGAGGUGGGGUCUUUGUAAAACAGCAGGAUGAGUAUAUGUAUCGAUGUGAUAUUCCCGUACCCUUUACCCGCUCCCUCAUUGCCACAGUUAAGCCCAAUUUUUGUAACACAACGUGUACACAUAGUUCAUUACUUAGGUCCUGUCCAACAUGUUCUUUCUUUUCUGUAAAACUAAAACAUGUAAUAUUACUAAAUUACUAUCCUUUUUCUUUGCCUAAAAGUGAGUUGUUGAAAACCCUCAAAUCAAAUAAAAAAAAUCUGAAAUGGUACCCUUUGUUUAAUUUGAUGUUUAAAGUUAAAGGCACCCGUCCAUCUGAGAUAUAAUACAAACUAUAUUCAAACCUGUGGUAUCGGUUUUAGAAAUUUUCUGUUUCCUAGAACAUUUCAAAUAAAUAACUGAAAGGAAAGAGCUCAACUUAAAAUAUUAAUUGAAUGUAUUAUUGGAAAUAUAAGCCUUCCUAUAAUCUAAUUUUGCAUGUUCAGUUAAAAGAAUGAAGUACUCUAUAGGUUACAUCAGUAAUGAAUAAAUUGGAAGGCUAUCAACACUGAACAAAUGGGAUCAUAAAUAGUAGGGUCAGCUUUCUCUCUCGUGGCUAACCACAGCAGUAACUUCCAAAGGGGUCGCUUUCACCACAAGAAGCUGUGGUUUCCUUAGUUCAAGUCUCGUGCCCUUCUGUCAAGAUAGUCACAGUUUCAGACAAUAUUACCUGGAAUGAGUUCAUAGUCAUAACGGAAGCAAUGCCACAGAUAUAUUUGAUAAUUCACUGUUCAGAUUACCUCUUUUUACUGAAGGUCCCUUUACCUAACUGUGAAUUUCAUUUAUGUAACUUUAAAUUCUAUUAGAGCUACAUUCAGAUGAAACAAAAGAAAGUGACAUUGAUAGCCCUGCCUCUAAAGCCACUAACUCAAAAGUAUGACCAUGACCGUAUAAAAGCAUUUGAUGUAUAUUUUGCAGUCAGAAUUUCAACGAAUGUAAAAUAUUUGAAAAAAGAAAAACCCAUUUAUGCUUUUAAAUGAUUAAAUAAAUCUGUUUUAAAAAGUUG